CACACAUCUGGGUUCAAUCAGCAGGCGAGGAGUCAGAAAACAGACCACAGACUCACAGUUCAGACCGGAGCCUGAUCCUGGAGUUACUGCUGGGACUGAUACUGCAGAACUAUUACUACCAUUACUGCAGAACUAUCACUGCCAAUACUGCAGUAGCCAAGGGCAGGAUCUGCGUUAACCACAGGACAGUUAAAGGAACAGGAAGCUGCUUCGUAGAGAUCACACUGCUGAAAAGGAGACAAACAUGGGGAUGGUUCUCUGGGUCCUGUUGUUUGUCUCUCUGCUGUCUUCUGUCUCCAGCGUCUCGCCGUCUGCUCGCCCUCCAGAUGAAUGCUCUGGCAUGUCCGUCCGUCUGCGGGCAUUCCGUCUCCGGACUUCCUGUAACUUUACAACCCUGAAGGAGAAGCAGCUGAAGGAGAUCCAGGCACCGACCACUGUCCUCUACUUGCCCGUGCUCUACCUGCUGGCCUUCGCUGUGGGUCUGCCCUCUAAUCUAUUGGCUCUCUGGAUUCUGUUGUUCCGGACCAAAGCGGCGCCGUCCACCACGCUGCUCAUCAACCUGACGGUGGCGGACUGCCUGCUGCUGCUGGUGCUGCCAUUUCGAAUCGUGUACCACUUCAGAGGCAACCACUGGGAGCUGGGCGAGGCGUCCUGCCGUGUGGUCAUGGCAGUGUUUUAUGGGAACAUGUACGGCUCAGUGCUUUGUCUGGCGCUGGUGGCUCUGGACCGCUACAUUGCUCUGGUUCACCCGUUUGGCGCGAAGACUCUGCGAAGCCGCCGUACGUCUCUGUACAUGACGGCGGCGGUGUGGUCGGCGGUCCUGGCCGCCAUGCUUCCCCUGUUGGUGAGCCAGCAGACCUACUUCCUGGAUGAGCUGCAGAUCACCACUUGCCACGAUGCGCUGCCGGAGGAGGAGCAGGAGAACUACUUCCUGCCAUACUUCGCCGUCCUGUUCUCUCUCUGCUUCCUGGUGCCUUUACUGGUCGUCCUGUUUUGCCACGGCGCCGUGCUGCGCACUCUGCUGGCUGAGGGGAAGCGCUAUAGCCAUGCCAUCAGGGUGACAGUUCUGGUGCUGGUGGUCUUCAUUGUCUGCCUGUUGCCUAGCAACAUCCUCCUGCUCCUGACGUAUGCGGACAGCUCAUCUGACGGAGACGGCGAGGACGUCUACGUCCCAUACAUGGUUAGCUUAGCCAUUAGCACCUUCAACAGCUGCAUUGACCCGUUUAUCUUCUACUUUGUCUCCGUGGAGUUCAGAGAGAAGGCUAGGGGCGCGGUCUGCUGCCAAGGCAAUGCCAAACCGUCCAACCACGUGUCCUACUCUUCAUCAUCGUCAUCGUCAGGACAGAGGUCAAAGGUCACUGUCCUGUCCAGGACCAGCCAGAGCGCUGAGUCACAGAGGGAACAGCCUCCACCUGAGGACAUGACAGACUGACCACAAGAUCACAUGACCACAUUAUCACAUGAGAUCACAGUUUACCACAUGAUCGCAUGACAUCACAAACAUGUGACAUAUGACAUCACAACGGUCAGACGUUUGAUAUGAAGGAAGAACUGAUGGAUUUUGAUAAUUGAUUAAAGAGUGAAUGUUCUGAUGGGGUUAAAAUUAAAUAAAGAUGAUCAAUUAUGUGACAUUUAUUGAUAAAUACAGUAAUGUAUGACAUGGGGGAGACUGGGAGCCAAUGUAACUCACAAGGCUGCCCAUUAGUGGGGAUAAAGAGGUGAGCUUUCUGGGGCCCAGCCAAACUGGGGGUCACGGAGGUCAGCAACGCGUGGUUCAUGAUAAAGUUAAUCUGUGAUAAAUAUAUUUAAUUUUAACCUGCACUCUCAUCAAAGCAACAUAACAUGACUUUUAUUUAUUCUGCAGUAUAAUCUAGCCUUUAUAAAUGUAAACCCCUUCUCUUCAAAGAGAAUGACCCUUUCAUUGGUAACAAUGUGGAUGGACACACUGAACUAAUGAUCAGGAAAGUAAUGUUAGACCUCAGAGCUAAGCUUUUACCUUUAAAACUCGAGAUUUUGACAUUCUAUCUCAUAUA
Cheilinus undulatus (humphead wrasse) is the source of this 2033-nucleotide messenger RNA. Its product is annotated as proteinase-activated receptor 4. Bases 245 to 1432 code for a protein of 395 amino acids. The record is from RefSeq and is a predicted model, not a curated record. The transcript is spliced from 2 exons. Gene Ontology annotation, cellular component: membrane. Gene Ontology annotation, molecular function: thrombin-activated receptor activity. Gene Ontology annotation, biological process: positive regulation of Rho protein signal transduction; blood coagulation; thrombin-activated receptor signaling pathway. Lineage: Eukaryota; Metazoa; Chordata; Actinopteri; Labriformes; Labridae.